AAUUGCAAUUCACAAACCACAUUCAACGACGGUGGUGCAUUUGCAGUUGAUGAAGGAUGCAGAUUUUCGUGAAAACCCUAACUGGGAAAACCAUCACUCUCGAGGUCGAGAGCAGUGACACCAUCGACAAUGUCAAGGCCAAGAUUCAAGACAAGGAAGGCAUUCCACCGGAUCAGCAGCGUCUCAUUUUCGCUGGGAAGCAGCUUGAAGAUGGAAGAACCUUGGCUGAUUACAACAUUCAAAAGGAAUCCACGCUUCAUCUUGUGCUGAGACUUCGUGGGGGUAUCAUUGAGCCUUCAUUGAUGGCUUUGGCUCGCAAAUACAAUCAGGACAAGAUGAUCUGCCGCAAAUGCUAUGCUCGUCUGCAUCCAAGGGCUGUAAACUGCCGCAAAAAGAAGUGUGGUCACAGUAAUCAGUUGAGGCCAAAGAAGAAGAUCAAGUAAACUAAGGCUGAUUUUGUUCGUCUCUUGGGGCGACUCAGGAGUAGUAGUUGAUUUCUCUUGUUACAGUUGGUUAUAUUCAUACAUUGGUGUUAACCGGGUUUCAAAUGGUUUUGGAUUUAUUUGUCUAGCAUUUGACUAUGUAUGCUAUGAUCUGUUUAAACUUUAAAUACUUCCAUGACAUGAUCUGUUUCACUUUUCA
Molecule: messenger RNA, 642 nt
Organism: Lotus japonicus
Lineage: Eukaryota; Viridiplantae; Streptophyta; Magnoliopsida; Fabales; Fabaceae
Product: ubiquitin-60S ribosomal protein L40
Exons: 5
Coding region: 57-443 (128 amino acids)
Biological process (GO): modification-dependent protein catabolic process; translation; protein ubiquitination
Cellular component (GO): cytoplasm; ribosome; nucleus
Molecular function (GO): structural constituent of ribosome; ubiquitin protein ligase binding; protein tag activity
Source: RefSeq, a predicted model, not a curated record